Molecule: messenger RNA, 585 nt
Organism: Malaya genurostris
Lineage: Eukaryota; Metazoa; Arthropoda; Insecta; Diptera; Culicidae
Exons: 2
Coding region: 53-544 (163 amino acids)
Source: RefSeq, a predicted model, not a curated record
UUGUACCUUCACUACCUAUCGAAUUAUUAGAACUAGUUAGCAACUCGUUAAAAUGAGACCAAUUGUGACUUUCGUGGUGGUUAUUCUCUGUGUAAUGAAGAUCACAUCGACGGUGAGUUUAGGAGAGAGUCCAACCGAUCAAAUAUUAAAAGUUGAGAACUCUGUCGGUAAAAUUUUACUGAGUCUCAAUAAACUCAGGGGCAAUCUGAAAGAGGCGCUUGCAGCGGGACGGAUCGUCAAUCCAAAGUCGAUAAUCACAACUGCCAGUGGCGUGGUGCAAGAAUUAACGGAAACCAGCAACAUAACCGAGACACUGCUUCAGCAUUCCCAGUAUGAGCAGUACCGCACAAUCACUUCGUCGUUGAGGAUUAUUCAUAACACCUGCGCCAGAUUGGCUAUCGAAUUGGAAAAGGUCAUCCCGAUCGUCGAGUCUGGUACUUUCUCGGACGAACUGCUAGAGAAAACUGUCAACAUUAAUCAACAAAUGGACGUCGGCCACAAUUUGCUAAAAAGAUACCUGCAAAUACUAAUCGAAACAUCCUGAUUGUGGAAUGUAGCAAUCCAGUGAACGAUGUGAACAUGUUU